This is a messenger RNA of Fonsecaea nubica, 1098 nucleotides long. RefSeq lists its product as hypothetical. The coding region runs from base 1 to 1098 and encodes 365 amino acids. The record is from RefSeq and is a predicted model, not a curated record. Gene Ontology annotation, molecular function: phosphatidylinositol binding. The transcript has a single exon. Gene Ontology annotation, cellular component: intracellular membrane-bounded organelle. Lineage: Eukaryota; Fungi; Ascomycota; Eurotiomycetes; Chaetothyriales; Herpotrichiellaceae.
AUGGCUCCACAAGUCGAAAUCUCCAUUCCUAAUACCACGAUAUCCGGCAGCGGAAAACCCUAUACCAUCUACAACAUCACGCUCCGCUUACCCUUACGGUCCUUCACAGUCCAGAAGCGCUACUCCGACUUCCUCGUCCUGCACAAUGGGUUGACGGACCAGGUCGGUUCACCGCCGCCUUGCAUCUUGCCUGCAAAAUCAUGGUUUCAGCGAACUGUGUCCAAUCCACAGCUGACGGAAGAACGACGGCGGGGGUUAGAGACAUAUCUUAAGACCAUCAAUGAAAUUGACGACUCGAGGUGGCGCUCGACAAGUGUGUGGAGGGCCUUUCUCAACCUCCCAUCCUCCUUCGCGAAUCAGACGUCAAGUAAGGCGGGCGCCCUACACUCUAUCAUAUCCGGUCCUGGUGGAGGAGGCGCUCCGAUCACAGAUCCUGUUAUCUGGCUUGAUGUUCAUCGUGACCUGAAGGCUCAGCUACAAGACGCGCGUCUGAACCUGACAAAUCGCGACCAAGCAUCCACGCCCCAGAAGCAACACGAAGCAAGUGCGGCUGCAAAGAGCCAUCUAGUCAAGGCAGGGUCGUUGAUCGCUGCUCUAGAGGAAGGUCUAGCCAAUAUACAAAAUGCUACAGAUGGAGGAUGGGGCGGACAAAAGCUCGGAGAGGGUGAAAUCCGCAGGAGAAAAGAUUUGAUCGCCUCAGCCAAAAAGGACAAAGAUGGCCUCGAGAACCUGCUUAACGCCAUGGCCACCAAAUCCAAACUCGAUAGCGCAGUUGCUUCCAUGCAAGAAACCCAACAUCUUAUUGGCAACGGGAACAAGCCCAAAGUUGGCGGUGGCAGAGUGCUCGGCAAAGAGACUGCUGAGACGCGGGAACUUGACAAUCAAGGCGUCCUCCAACUCCAGAAGCAAAAGAUGGCUGACCAAGACCUUGACGUAGAAGAAUUGCGCAAGAUUGUGCAGCGACAAAAGGAGUUGGGAAUUGCCAUCAACCAGGAGUUGGAGGUGCAAAACGAGAUGUUAAGGAUGGUAGAUGAGGACGUUGACCGCGUACAUGGAAAGAUUCAGAUUGCGAAGCGGAGGAUUGGGAAGAUAUCAUGA